GCAACACUCUCACACAAUAUUUGAAUCCAACCUCCAGUCGGCAAGGCUUUACUUUUCUCUUCAAAAUGCUCAGCAUCAAGUCCAUCCUCACCAUUGUUGCGUUCAGCACAGUCUCGACCGCCGCCGCUCCGGCCACUGACAACAAGAACGUCUUGGCCGCCAGGCAGGGGCCUGCCCGUGUGUUCGCUUGCCAGAACGGGGACUGGAACGAGCCAUGCCGCGUAUUUGAGUUUGCGUCUGGCGUAUGCUUCAAUGUUCCUGGCGACUGGAACGACAAGAUCAGCUCCAUCCGGAACCUUAAUCCCAGUGCCUUCCGUUGUUUGUGGUACGAGCACGGAAACUGCGGUGGCAGCUCAUACGACAAUCAAGAGGAUGCCAACCUCAAUGACUGGACCGGCGGCUGGAACGACCGCAUCACCUCCUGGCGCUGCAACCUUCGAGGUUAACCAACGCUAAUCAAGGUAGCCGAUUCUGACUAUCCAGGCCGCGUAGCCCCUAGAUCAGUCUGACCUUUCCUUUCGGAAUAAUUGAAGCCUUGGGGGCGGAGAGAACUACAUCAUACGAAUGAAUCCGCUCUUUGGGUGCGAACAG
Molecule: messenger RNA, 591 nt
Organism: Canariomyces notabilis
Lineage: Eukaryota; Fungi; Ascomycota; Sordariomycetes; Sordariales; Chaetomiaceae
Exons: 3
Coding region: 66-446 (126 amino acids)
Source: RefSeq, a predicted model, not a curated record